Peromyscus eremicus (cactus mouse) is the source of this 2203-nucleotide messenger RNA. RefSeq names its product FYVE, RhoGEF and PH domain containing 2 (gene Fgd2). The record is from RefSeq and is a predicted model, not a curated record. The transcript is spliced from 16 exons. Gene Ontology annotation, molecular function: guanyl-nucleotide exchange factor activity; metal ion binding. Gene Ontology annotation, cellular component: cytoplasm. The coding region runs from base 149 to 2122 and encodes 657 amino acids. Gene Ontology annotation, biological process: filopodium assembly; cytoskeleton organization. Lineage: Eukaryota; Metazoa; Chordata; Mammalia; Rodentia; Cricetidae.
CACUGCAGGGCAGUCUGGAGAGAUGGGCUCAGAUUCCAGGCUGUCCUAGCCCCGCCUCGCCCCCAGGCCCGGGAGUGUGGAGUGCGCUGGCCCCGUGCCUCCCUCCUAGCUUCUGGGGUAGCUGAGGACCACCCUGUAGGCUUGCAGGAUGGAGCAUGCCAGUGAGAAGAAGCAGGCCUCAGUGUGCAACCUGGUGGCUGUGUUUGAGAACAGGUACAGGACCGUGGGAACAAUACCUGGACCCCAUAGCCUUGAUGACCAGCCCCGUAGCCCUGAACACCAGCCGCCCCUGUCCCCGGGGCCUUGGGAGGCACCUCCUGGUGAGGAGGUCUUGAAGUCUGAGCUCCGGACAGUCAGCAGGACAUAUCUGAGCUCCCUCAAAAAUAAGCUGUCAAGUGGGGCUUGGAGGAAAUCCUGCCAGCCUGGGGCCAGCCCAGGACCAGAGACACAGGAACCCGAGGAGAAGAGGGUCGUGCGGGAGCUUCUGGAGACCGAGCAGGCCUACGUGGCUCGCCUGCAUCUGCUUGACCAGGUGUUCUUCCAGGAGCUGCUGAAGGAGGCAGGCCGCAGCAAGGCCUUCCCUGAGGAUGUGGUGAGGCUCAUCUUCUCCAAUAUCUCCUCCAUCUAUCGCUUCCAUUCACAGUUCUUCCUUCCGGAGCUGCAGCGGCGUGUGGAUGACUGGACAGUCACACCCCGCAUUGGGGAUGUGAUCCAGAAACUGGCCCCGUUCCUGAAGAUGUACAGCGAGUAUGUGAAGAAUUUCGAGCGGGCCGCGGAGCUACUGGCCACCUGGAUGGACAAGUCUCAGCCCUUCCAGGAGGUGGUCACCCGCAUCCAGCUCAGCGAGGCCUCCGGCAGCCUGACCCUGCAGCACCACAUGCUGGAGCCGGUGCAAAGAAUCCCGCGGUACGAACUGCUGCUCAAGGAAUAUGUGCAGAAGCUGCCAGCCCAGGCCCCAGACCGUGCGGACGCCCAGAAAGCACUGGACAUGAUCUUCUCAGCUGCACAGCACUCCAAUGCAGCCAUUGCAGAGAUGGAACGGCUGCAGGGCCUGUGGGAGGUGUACCAGCGCCUGGGCCUGGAGGAUGACAUCGUGGACCCCUCCAACACCCUGCUCCGAGAGGGCCCUGUCCUCAAGAUCUCUUUCCGCCGCAGCGACCCGAUGGAACGCUACCUGUUUUUGUUCAACAACAUGCUGCUUUAUUGUAUACCCCGCGUCCUCCAAGUGGGUGCCCAGUUCCAGGUGCGGACCCGCAUCGAUGUGGCUGGCAUGAAGGUGCGGGAGCUGACUGACGCCGAGUUCCCACACUCCUUCCUGGUGUCCGGAAAGCAGCGCACGCUGGAGCUGCAGGCCCGGUCCAGAGAGGAAAUGAUUUCCUGGGUGCAGGCCUGCCAGGCAGCUAUUGACCAAGUCGAGAAGCGGAGUGAGACCUUCAAGGCUGCUGUCCAGGGACCUCAGGGGGACACAGAGGAGCCCAAGCCACAGGCAGAGGAACUGGGCCUCCGAGCGCCUCAGUGGGUCCGAGACAAGAUGGUGACCAUGUGUAUGCGCUGCCAGGAGCCCUUCAAUGCCCUGACGCGUCGGCGCCACCACUGCCGGGCUUGUGGUUAUGUGGUCUGUGCUAAGUGCUCUGACUACCGUGCAGAGCUGAAAUACGACGGCAACAGGCCCAACCGAGUCUGCCUGGCCUGCUACACGUUUCUCACCGGGCACGUGCUCCCUGACAGCAAGGAGGAUAAGAGGAGAGGCAUCUUGGAGAAAGAAUCCUUGGCAGGGCCCGACCAGAGUCUAAUGUGCAGCUUCCUGCAGCUCAUGGGAGACAAGUGGGGCAGGAGCGGCCCCCGGGGCUGGUGUGUGAUCCCCCGAGAUGACCCCCUUGUGCUGUAUGUCUACGCAGCCCCCCAGGACAUGAAGGCUCACACCUCCAUCCCCCUGCUGGGCUACCAGGUGACUGCAGGACCCCAGGGGGACCCUCGGGUUUUCCAGCUGCAACAGUCAGGCCAGCUGUUCACCUUCAAGGCGGAGUCUGAGGAGCUGCAGGGCCGCUGGGUGAGGGCGAUCAAGCGUGCAGCCAGUGGCUGGACCCCUGAGGGGCCUGACGAAGAGGACAUGUCUGACUGACUGAACCACAGCUGGCUGUUCUUCAGGAACCUCGUCCAGGACAGCCUUUCCGGGCUGACCCCGCCGCUGCUCUGUGACUCC